Messenger RNA from Rotaria sordida, 1214 nucleotides. Lineage: Eukaryota; Metazoa; Rotifera; Eurotatoria; Philodinida; Philodinidae. The record is from the annotation of a GenBank genome assembly.
UUUAAUAUGUCUAUUUUGUAGAGGCUCCAAAUUUUCGAAAAUUUGGAGCCUCUACAAGAUAGACAUAUUAAAAACUCGACAGCUUAUGAGGGAAGCCCUUCAAGUGUUCAAUCAAUUUUGAGUCGAGACCGUGUAUAUUCAAAUAAGCUAUUCAUAUUCGGAAAAGAGUUCGCAUCCUUAGCUUAUUGCUACGAAGAUACUGCACUUGUAUGAAUGCUAGGACAGAUGAUCGUCGACAAAUCGUUGCAACAUUUCAUUAUGUCAGAUAUUUCUAUAUCUGAAGUCGACUUCUUAAAGUAUGGUCUAAGAGUGGGAGUUUUAGAGUGCAUGUGUGGGCUCCGAGUUUAGAAUGCGAUUGUGGAGCUUGAGUGUUAUUGUGGAUUUAGACGCAGCUUUGGGUGUAAUUUGAGGACAGCGGGGGAAUCUUCUAUGAGUUAGGGUGGUUAUAACUGUCUGCACUAUACACAACCCACAUCUAAAGGUACAUACGGAAACUCAUCCACGCGCCCACACUGGUACCUUACAACCCCGCGUCGGCAUCCUGUACCCAUACCCUUGCAUCAUACUUUAUGAAGUCGACUUCAGAUAUAGAAAUAUCUAGCAUAACGAAAUGUUGCAACAUUUUGUCCAUGUGAUGAUUUGUCCAGUCACCGUAUGUGGUGGAGGAAACCCAAACAAUUGAGUGCAAGAACUCUGUGUCAGGUCGACUUUCUAUCCAGAACUACGGCUAGUAUAUGUUGUAGGAAAGGUAUAUGGCUAUUAAAUCUGUUGCUAAGCUGCACAUCCCAACCCGUAAGGUAGUUGAAAGGCAGAAGGUAUUCAUCUUCCUAAGAAGAUUCAGAAUGAUGAAGAAUAUACUCUAAUAAUAAUUCUAUUCUCAAGAAGUGAUUAAAAACAAACAAGAUUUUUGAAGUAUGAAUUUUAUUUUUUGUUUAGGAACCAUUGUAUUUCUUUCGUGUUAUAUAUGAUAUGAUGUUCUUCUUUAUUGUUAUAAUUAUAACUUUAAAUUUAAUUUUUGGUGUUAUUAUUGAUAAUUUUGCUGAUUUACGUACAGAAAAACAAAGAAAUGAUGAAAUACUUCGUAAUACAUGUUUUAUUUGUGGACUUGAUCGUAAAUCAUUUGAUAAUAAACAUGUAACAUUUGAAGAUCAUAUACGUAAAGUUCACAAUAUGUGGAAUUAUGUUUAUUUUAUGGUUUUAAUUCAUGUUAAAGA